This is a messenger RNA of Lytechinus variegatus (green sea urchin), 7982 nucleotides long. It is a transcript of the gene mgat2, whose product is annotated as alpha-1,6-mannosyl-glycoprotein 2-beta-N-acetylglucosaminyltransferase-like. The record is from RefSeq and is a predicted model, not a curated record. Gene Ontology annotation, cellular component: Golgi membrane; Golgi stack. The coding region runs from base 252 to 1670 and encodes 472 amino acids. Gene Ontology annotation, biological process: protein N-linked glycosylation; oligosaccharide biosynthetic process. Lineage: Eukaryota; Metazoa; Echinodermata; Echinoidea; Temnopleuroida; Toxopneustidae. Gene Ontology annotation, molecular function: alpha-1,6-mannosylglycoprotein 2-beta-N-acetylglucosaminyltransferase activity. The transcript has 9 exons.
UGCCGUGUCUCUCUCUCGGACGUGCGAAAGUACCGUAACAGACGUGUCCCGUUAUCGGGACAUGUGGGGGAUCGGAUGCGGCAUUCAUGAAAUAGGACACUCACUGGUAUAUAUAAUAGUUCACUUCAUUCGAGUUAAUUGGGUAGCUGCCAGUCACUUGCUUUGGGAAGCCCAUUUUGUGACAUCUGCCUGUAAGUGCCUGUCAUUGAAGUAUUUGAUAUUCUGAAGAGAGGUGGACACAUCCUGCAAUUAUGAGGCUAUUAAGAACUAUCAAGACAUUGCUUUUUGCGUGCGCAGGGAUAUCUGCUCUGUGGAUGAUGAUGUCAUUAUUAGGUGGUAAUAAUGAUGAUAAUAUGGAAGAAUAUAUAAUCCAACGUGCCAAACAACCGCGGGCAAAGGAACAAGGUGAUAGUGUAGGUGACGAGAACAAUGACAUUUAUAAAAAUGUGGAGGGUAACAAACUGACAUUGAGGGAGACAGACAAAUCUGGCCAUGAGCUUAGUAACAAUACCCUUAAUAUUCACCAUGAAAGAGAUCAAGAACCUAUCAUGGCCAGUCUUCCUUUGACACGUGAAAAGCUGAAACAGGCGAUUCUAACCAUCAACCACGAACAGAAGAUAUUAAACAAGGAGCGUUUUCCACACCGAGGGCCAGAGAGUAUCGUAAUCCUUGUGAUGGUCCAUGAUAGGCUGGAGUAUCUUGAGUACCUCAUACAGUCAUUGGAGAAGGCUGAUGGUAUCAGUGAUGCUUUACUCAUCUUCAGCCAUGAUUACUAUUCAGAGGAUAUCAACAGAGUCAUCAGGCAAAUAACAUUCUGUCAGGUAAUGCAGAUAUUCUAUCCAUAUUCAUUGCAAGUCUACCAGAAUGAAUUCCCUGGCCCAGAUGCCAAUGAUUGUCCUCGGGAUAUCACUCUUGAAAAAGCAAAGAAAAUAAAGUGCAAUAAUUGGGAACAUCCAGACAGCUAUGGUCAUUACAGAGAAGUUAGAUACGUGAUGACAAAGCAUCAUUGGUUCUGGAAGCUUCAGCAUGUGUUUUCUGGACUGGAAGCUACCAAGGACCACGACGGAUUAGUUCUCUUGCUAGAGGAGGAUCACUACAUGGCACCAGACUUUUACCCAAUGCUACAAAAAAUGUACCUUCUGAAGAAAGAGAGCUGUCCGGAGUGUGAUAUACUAACCCUAGGAGGCUAUGAUAAAACAUUCAUUUAUAAAGACAGAAAUGACAAGGUGGACUCUUUAGUUUGGCACUCUGCCAAGCACAACAUGGGUAUGUCAUUGGAUAGGAAGACAUGGGAAACACUACAGCCAUGCGUGCAGCAAUUUUGUACAUACGAUGAUUAUAACUGGGAUUGGACAAUGAAUUACGUAAGCCAUAAGUGUCUGUCUUCACCGUUCCAAGUGAUGGUCUUCAAAUCUCCUCGGGUCUUUCAUAUUGGAGAAUGUGGCAUUCACCAUACUGGGAAAGGCAAGUGCAGUGCUGAUGAGUUGGUUAAGAGAAUAGACUCCACAUUGGAAGCAAACAAGGACAGUCUCUUCCCUAAGAGUCUCAUUUUAACCCCCAAGACACGACCUCUAAAGUCUCGACUACCAAAGCCCAACGGUGGCUGGGGUGAUAUUAGGGACCACACGCUCUGCACGACAUAUGGCAAAGGUUCUUCUAAGACAGUAUGAUAAAGGCUGAAAGCUUAUACCAGUAGGUGUUCACACUAAGAAAUGAGUGCGCUUUGAAACAUGAUUCUAUUUUAUUUGUCCUUAUUUUUAUUGGAGGGGAAAUGUGAUUAGCUGCAGUCAUUUGAUGGUCACUGAAGAGCCAUGUACGUGUAUAUGGCUAUGUAGCAAAGGGCCAAUAUAGCAAGAUUUGUAGCCAGAGGUACGUUUAUGACCGUAGGCUUGAAUGCAACGUGUCGUACCAUACAAAGAAAUAGACUUUUAUAUUGCAGACCUGCCACCCAGUACGUUUUUUUGGCGUAUUUAGUACGUUUUUGCAACCAAAAUACGGCAGUACAUUUUUUCUUUAAAAAAUAUGUUUUUGUAAUUUUUUUUUUAAACAAAAUCGUUAUUUAUGGAAGAAAAUCAUCUCUGUAUGUCUCUAUUUCAGAAAACUUACAAAAACAUGGUUAUUAGAUCAAUGUCAUUUCAGGUAACUUUUUUAUUUUCAAUCAUUUUGUUUAAACCAAGAUGAGAUAUGCACAAGUUUCAAUGUUGGUUUUUUUUUGAGCCACCAGGUUCACAAUUGCAAAAAUAAGACAUUAUAAUAGGAUGCAUUUUCUAAUCUCUUUUAUUUCUCUGUGUGUGAAUCCUACUCUUACUUUUUAGGUGUACUGUAUAAAGAAAGAAUUGUAAUCUCCAUUGUGCCAAAUGUGAGUAUAGAGAUGAGAAAUCCAAGUGAUGUUGUCCUAUUGGUUAUUAAAUGAUCAUGACCCUUCAUUUGCAUGAUCAUUUUCAAUUCAAAGCUUUAUUGGACUUUUUAAGCAAAUGGAUUUUGAAGUGGAAAAUUGAGUAUGUUCAAAGACUCCAACUCCACGCAAUACUGAGAUGAAAAUCAUCCAUCUGGAACUUCAUGUAACUAGGGCUGAAAUCAGAUUGUACAUUGAUGUGCAUAAUCACAUAACGUUCCAAAGCUGGUAACUUAGAUAAUUGUAUAUUGUGUUCUUACAUAGUGCCCAUGUCUGUUCAAUAUGUUUCUUCAGGUGCUCUGCAAUUAUUAGCCCAACAUUAGCAUUGCUUUCCAUGAGGCCUUUUGGCAUGUCAUGGUAUAAAUUCAUGUUGGGUCCCUCUUAACCUCACCUUGGUCGACACUGGCAAAUGUAGUUUAGUGUCUUGCCUAAGAUGCAUCUUUGACAGACAUGAUAUGAUAUACACUGUUAUUAUCAUUAUGAUUAUUGAUAAAUGGUAUUAAUACUUAAGUAGAAUUUGUUAUUUUGGGCCUUUUUUAUACUCUGUCAGGAACAGAGUGUAAAUAAGAAAGAGAUAUCAUGUGGCAUGACACGUCUGACUGAGUCAGUCAGUCAGGCAGGCACAAGAAAUCCAACUAUUGCGUUUGUAUUCUGGUUGUUUUUCAUCUAUUCUGUUUUUGUUGUUGACAUAACUAUCAGAGAUACAAAUUUGGGGUAUUUUGUUUAAUCAUUUUAUCUUACUUACAAACAUAGAAAUAUGUUUGUGAAACAAUCUUCAUAUUUGUCUUGACUUCAGGGCAGAAGCAGGACAUAGGCACCACUUUUCAGAUAGAAAGAGAAUUUCAAUUCGUUGGAAACAUGGAAAUGAAAUAUUUCUUGAUGUAUUUUAAUGUUUUCAAGUUGCCAUGUUCCCCAACAUUUAUUUAUCAGAAUAUUAUAUUCUUAUUGGUAAUACUCUAAUUGGAAAGCGGGGGGUUCAACUUUCUCCCAACUCGAUUCAAGCCGUAUAUUUCAAAAGGAACGCUUAUCAUGCGGUAAUGAAAAUUGUUGUCUGUAUAGAGUGUUUUAUUGAUGCAUGAAUAACACAUAUAUUUGACUUCAUCAAUUGCCUGUUCAAUGCAUGAGUGUAUCAGGAAAAGGACCGAAAUCAGACGAAUAUCCUAUAGGCUCCUGUACAAAACUUGCUGUUCAAUAUAAGACCGUGUUCAACAGUCUAGCGCGCAUGUGCAAACGUGUGAAAUAUACAACACGUAAAAUAAUGAAAGCAAUGUGAUAUGCAGCAUUCAUGAACUACAUUUAAAUUGCAUAUCAACAAUGAUCUUUUUUUCUUUUUCUUUUUUUUCUUUUUAUCUUUUUUCAACAAUGAUCUUAUAAAGUGAGGCCAUAUUAACUGAUUGUCAUAAGUGACAUGACUUGCUUAGUCAAAUUUUUCCUUUUAUUUUUUUUUGGGGGGGGGGGGAGGAAUAGAUGAUAAUAAUUAUAUUGGAUGGCUUUGAUUUCAUGGGAUACCAGAAAUUGUAAAUAUUCCACUCAUGUGCGAUACAUGGAAUAUUUGCCCUAUUGAACUCCUUAGAAUACUUCUAGUAUUCCGUUCUGAGCCAUCCAAUAUAUAAGUACUGUAAUGUGUGUGCUAUCCUGUACUGACUAUAUAUAUUUAAUAAUGUGUGAAUUAUUCAUUGAUUUCCUCUUAUAUUAUGAGACAUUCCCAUCAUAGAAUAUAUACUCUAAUAUUACCAUCAAAGAUUGGUUGAAGUUGACCAAGUCCUGUUGCAGAUUAUUUUUUUAUGCCAUUUCUUACUGAUUUAAUUCCGUUCCAUUAGUUCUCGAUACAACAGUGCAUUGUUCAUUUUAGGGAGCCAAAUAUGGACAUAAUACAACAUAUAUUAUUGGAGAAUUUUCAGGCUUGAAUAUAUUUACAUGUUUGCCCUAUGAUUGUAUGUAAUGCCAAACCAAAAUGAAAUGAUAAAGUGUUUGUUAUGAACACUGCAGAUAUCAUAUCUGUUAUUUACAAAUCACUAAGUAUUAUUUAUAUUCCAAAUAUGAUAUACAGGUGACUAUGAAUAAGUCAAAUCUCUUACACAAUCUUCAACUUAGAAAAUGUAAAUGAGACAUCUUUAGACAUAUUUCAGACAUUUUCUGGUCUGAAAUAAGGCUUCAAGUUUUGGAAAUUAUUUGACUUAAGGAUGGUCUACUGUGAUUGCUAAUUAAAUAUGCUUGACGAUUUAUUGAACUUUUUCAUUGAUAUUUUUGUAUGAAGAGUACCUAGUACCUAUAUGUGCCUUGUGUUGAUCACCAACGAUAAUUCUUUAGAUUAAGUAAGCAUUCUUGUCGUGGCAGAUAUAGAUAUAGGUGAGAUAAGUAAGCCUCCAUUUCUGUGUCUUACAAAAUAUUUUUUUUAAAUUUUGUAUUUACCAUGAUUUUAUUCUGCAUUAAGCCCUGUGCCUACUGAUAUUGGUGGAAAUUCAAUUACAUAAAAUCCUAAUGAUAAGAGUACUAAAAAGUGCUGUAAAUGUUCAACAAAAUUUUAGUCUGUUGUCAGCCUCAAUUGAUUCCAAAUCGAAGUGACAUCACAGCAAUCUACAAUCUGAAGCUGAUUUGGACUUUACUUCAACCACAUAGUAAAGCAGAAUUGAGAUUUUACUAUUCCUAGCAUUACCCUAAGCUUCAAAUAAGAUUAAUUUACUUGUGUGGACUUUGAUAGGCAAAAUGUGAUUUCUUAAAAAGUUUGGUCACAUUGGACAUGAUGUUUUUUUUUUUGUUGUUGUCGCAGACAUUCAUAUGAAUUAGAUGUUAUCUUCAUCUGGCUACUAUCCACCUGAAAUCAUUUCUACAUUUUGGUUGUUUUUGUCUAGAGAAGCCUUGGUGCUGAGAUGAUUGGCCUAGGUGAUUGAAGGAAUAAUCUCAUGCUUGGUUGAAUGAUUAUAGGCAUUUUAAUAUUUGAUUUGUAAUUUUGUAAUACAGAUUUUAACGUUAUUGCUUUAGCAUUACACAUUUCAGCAAUUUCUUCUUUUUUUUUUUACUGUAUUGCAGAUAAAUGGAGGCUUUAGAUUAGUCAUGUAUUUACACGUAGUUAUAUAUUAUGUAAUGUACUAACAGCUGGUCUGAAAAUGUGUAUUAACUAUCUUUAAUGCAAUGCUUUGCUUUGUGAUUUUAUUUCUUUAUAGCGCAAUUGUGAUUUUGUUAUUCUACCAGAGUAUAUGAAACAUUUUAAAAUGUUAUUCACCACAUGAAUAUAAUUUUGGACAAUUAUAAUUCCAAAGUGAAAAUCGCAUGUAUAUUAGAGAUCAAUGUCAUUGCAAAAUUCUUCUCUUUCUACGGUUAUUUCAUAAGUUUCAGACUGUAAAGUCCUCUUGAUAUAGUGGAAUUAUUUUAAUGCUUAUAGUCAGUGGGGUAUCUGUUUUCCUAGGGAAAUUUCACACCAUUGGGAUAAAUAUUACACAUGGUCGAUAAGAUUUACUAGCAGCUAUUAUGUAAUGCGACCUAAGUCAUUAUAUCACUUUCCCUUGCCGGACUGCUGCCCAAGGCUAGUUAGGCAUGGUUACAAGUACAUCAAGUUUGCUUUCCACCAGUUACAGGCAAUCCAAUGCUUUUCCGCAAAGUGUGAGGUCAGCAAAUUAUAAUCCAUGAAUAUGAAGACCUGUGAUUAUGUCUGUCCUAAAUAUCUAAGGCCCAAGUUACACAUACGUCAAAAGGUGGAACGAGGUCGGUCCGAAGAUGGUUCUACGUAUGUGUAUAUGCUCACUAUUUUUUAUUUCCAAUCCGGACUAAGUACACCUACAUGUAAAAGGCAGAUUAACCACUGUACUAGAAAUAGAUUAAUAGCCAACAGUAGUUAUUGCUUAAGAACAAUAGAAAAUGUUGGCUUGAAAAGACAGACGAUAACAAACCUCUGACUGGUUUCAGUCUACUUCUGAUAUGUGUACACGCACCAAAUUGCAGGCUUAAGGCCGGCAUCAGCUCUAGGCAGCUUCAAACCCGACGCAUGUGUAUCUUUGGCCUAAGAGAUGUAUCAAGCGUGUAAAUGUGGUAUAUUUUUGUUUCUUAAUAAAUUACUAGUAGAAUGAGGUAUGUUAUUGACUGCUUGCAUUUACAGUGGUGCGUGAAAAUUCAUGAACCCCACCAGAAAAUGAACAUAUUUGAAUUGCCUCAUUUUGCCAUGCUAUAGAUAUAUAAUUGUGAGGUCUGGUGAUAGAAUAAUUACAUUCAAUAAAGUUUGUUUCUCUGGGCUCGCCGAACAUUGUAGUGUUGUUAACAUUCAACAUUCAGCAUGAAGGAGGGCAUUUUGUUAUGGGGUUCACAAACUUACAGCACAAGUAAAUAUCUAUGGAUAUCGCUUUCUAAUGAAAGGAACAGAGGCAUUCCUGAUUGCAUUGAGAUCUAAUGUAUAUGUGAAAAAAAGACACCAGGGGCCCUUUUCAUAAAGGACUUACAACUGUUGUAACUUUGCCAUUCUGACAACUACCAUGGUAACAGAGCUCAGUAGCCAAUCACAAUCAAGGUUUCCAUGGUAGUUACCAUAAUGACAAAGUUACUUUAUGAAAUGAGCCCCAGGAGUGUAAGUUACAAACGAUUGGUGAUCCUAUCUUGUAAAUUAUGUUCACCAUUGGUGAUGAUAAAGCUCUUUAAGAAACACCAACCAAGACCCUUGUUUAAAAUAGAAAUGUAACUGAAUCGAAUCAAGAUUGGGUGUACACAGGAAUAGUUUUGUUUACCAAAUCUGCUACAUCAUUGUGUAGCGAUUUUAGAUCUUAGUAACACAGCAUGUGCUGAUAGAGUGGCAUCACCUCAUCGGGGCUGACCCUAAUAGUCAUAUAUACAUUUAAGUCAAGAGUUCAAAUUUUAUCAUUUACUGCUAUUGAUCUUUAUUAGGUCAUUUUAACCUCAUGUGCAAUGGAUUUUAAUAUGGUUGUAGGGAAAUGGUAAUAAAACCAUGGAGUGACAUGUAUUGUUUCAUUUUCUGUGCUUCAAUGUGAUUUGUCAAACUACAUGUAUGAAUAAAGAUGGGAUGUAUAUUGAAACACAUCUAUGGCUUUACGAGACCAUUCACUCAUCCAUCUCACCGACAUUCAUGAGCCGUACAAUACUUGCACAUUUGUUUCAAAAUUUAUUGUCUACAUCUAUAAUUCUUUAGACAAAUAUCUGAAUUCAUUCACACUAGACACAAUCUUGCAAGAUUGAAGGUUUAAACUGCUUUUCGUAGUCUUGAGAGAAAGUCUGAUUUAUACCUCCGUCACAUUUCACCUACAGCGAGUCGAAAACGGCCAUUUUAUUCAAACCACCUAUAUGUAGCUGGUACAAAAAAAUUGUUAAAACAACUUGUUUACGACUCGCCAUAGGCUGAAUGUGACCGAGGUAUUAGUCUUGCAAUGGUAUGACAAAAUGCUCUCAGCCAUGACUGCCCCCCCCAUCUUACAGUUUCAAGGGCAAUUCCACGUUUUGUGUGCAAGACAUGGUACCAUUUUUUUUCUUCUCAUUUUCAAUUGUAAAAGAUAAUCAAGAUAGAAUAUGUUAUCAAAUACUUGCCCCUGGGAGAUAUGAUAAAGUCUGAAUAUAAGUUAUAUUCAUGAUUUAAUGACAUCAAGAAUAU